AUGGGGACGUCCAGGAUGUUCCGCAUUUUUGUCAUCCUGGGCUCGGCUUUCAUGAUCCUCCUGAUCAUCAUUUACUGGGACGACGUCGGAGCCUCCAAUCUGUAUUUGCACACUCCUGUCUCUCCGGGCCCCAAAAUCCCACACCCCCCUCCUCCUCAGCGGCCUCAAACCUCCCGGACCCCGUCCUUCCUAUCCGACAUCGAUGCCUUCGUUAACCAGUUCUUAGAGCCGGGAACUGGUGAGCCCACUGACCCCGUCCCGGCUGACACAGGCAACCAAUCAGAGAAAGCAGAGGAACGAUAUAUACCGCGGCGGGAGUGGAAGAUCCACCUGACUCCAGUGGCAGCCGAGCUCCGUGAGAGACAGGAGCAGCGGCGGAGGUUACUCCAGGAGAUGUGCGCUAACGACAGCGUGGUGUUUCCUGGCAAAAACCGUUCCUUUGACGACAUUCCCAACAGGGAGCUGGAUCACCUUAUUGUGGACGACAGGCAUGGUAUCAUCUACUGCUAUGUCCCCAAGGUAGCUUGUAGUAACUGGAAGCGCAUCAUGAUAGUUCUCAGUGAAAGCAUGCUGCGGGACGGCGUUCCCCAGAGAGACCCGCUGGCCAUCCCCAGGGGCCUGGUCCACAACAGCAGCAUGCACUUUACCUUCAACAAGUUCUGGAAACGAUACGGCAAGUUUGCAAGGCACCUCAUGAAGGUGAAGCUGAAGAAAUACACCAAGUUUAUUUUUGUGCGGGACCCCUUUGUGCGCCUCAUCUCCGCCUACCGGAAUAAAUUUGAGCUGCGCAACGAGGACUUCUAUCGGCGCUUCGCACAGGUCAUGCUGCGCCGCUACGGCAACCAGCCCACACCUCCUGCCUCCGUGGACGAGGCGUUUGGUGUGGGCAUCCACCCCUCCUUCUCCAACUUCAUCCAGUACCUCCUGGACCCUCAGACGGAGAAGGAGAUGCCCUUUAACGAGCACUGGCGGCAGGUGUAUCGGCUUUGCCAUCCGUGCCAGAUUCAGUACGACUUUGUGGGCCACCUGGAGACGGCGGAGGAGGACGCGGAGCACCUUCUACGCCAGCUGCGGGUGGACAAUGUGGUGGAGUUCCCCACCUCCCAUAGGAACCUCACAGCCAGCAGCUGGGAGUCUGAUUGGUUCAGCACGGUGUCCGCCGAGGCUCGGAGGGAACUCUACAAGCUGUAUGAACCUGACUUCAGGCUCUUUGGCUACGACAGACCGGACUCCAUCCUCAACGAGUGACUCACGUUUCUACAAAACUGACCCAGCCACACACACAUGUUUUUUAUGUAAGGAAAUAAUGCUACACUCCAACAACAGUGACACCUCCCCUUGUCCUGGGGUUUGCAGAUGUUUCCUCCUGUCUUGUGUGUGUGUCCUACACUGAAUGUGCAUAUUGUUAGGGACACUCGCUGCUCUAAAGAAGCACAUUAAUGAGGAGAACCCAGGUUAAUAGCCAUUAUCCAUUGUUGUUUUUAUCUUCAUCAAUCACAAAGAUAACAAGAAGCACACAAGUCGGAGUGAGACAGUUGACAUAUGGAUUGUGCAAACAGCAUGUGUCCCUAACAUGUCGUAUGUUCAGUGUAGCCCCGAACCCAAAACUCCACUCUGAGAGUCGAGCACUCCCAACCUUGAUGUCACGCCACGCCUGUCACUUGUGAUGUCACGGUUAAGUUGACGAUCACACAGGCUUUGUAGCAGGAUGCCGAGUUGAUGUCACGGAGCCAUACUCUGUUUUUUGAUGUCAUGGAAACAAUUUUGGUCGUGACGCCGACACAGAUGCAAUGAACAUGGAAAUGUGGGCGACUAGUGAAAACAUGGUGUUACUAGAUUCAUUUGGUCUUAGUGGUCGUGUCAUUUAUUUCACAUUGUGUCAGUGCAAUGUUUAGGUGGAGGAUGAAAGGGAUUUUUAUGUAUGUUUUAAACAGACAUACUAAAGACAGCUAUUGUCAUCAGAGACAGAAUUCUGUUAUACCUCAUACACAGAUGAAGCUGAUUGUCAUCCGUUACAUAACACAUACUGCACCAACUCGACUGCUUCUUCAAACCUGGAACAUGAGGUUGUGAGUUGAGAAGUCCAUUAGAUUACAUUAAUAGAAACAUUUCAGACAACAUGUUAGUAUCUUGCCAUAUUUGACCAGGUUUUAAAGCAUGAAAUCAUCUCAUCACAUAGAAGCACAGGCGUUGUCUCAGCUCGUCUCUGAGGCAUAAAACUGGAGUUUCUACAUUCUUUUCAUUUUCUCUCAGCUGGAUGUACACAGGUGAGCAUUUUAACGAACAGUUCUCCAAAGGGAAUAUUAUAUUUUUAUUGCUUGUUGUGUUGCCAGGACGCUGUUAUCAGCAGCAAUUUGAUCACGUACAAACUGCAGUUAUUAACACUGACCUACAUUGGGUAACCCUGGAGACUGCAACUGUGUGGUUUCACGGGCAGCAUUUCCAUAGGAGGCAGUGUCUUGAAGCAGGGAGCUGUGCACAUAAUGUGAAGCCAACACAGAUUGAUUUUUCAGUAUUUGAAGAGAAGAUCAAUCACUCCACAAGUUGUGUUGAUGCAAGAUGAGGCUAUGCCAGUAUUAAUGUCAGACUAUCCAAGUAAAGGGGGUUAAGAGUCAGGAUCAAUCAUGAGCAUGGAUCGGGCUGCAUGUUUUAUAUGAGGAGAAGGAAGAUAAGACAGUGCCUUUGGUUGCAAAAGUUUACACAGCAAAAAAGUAUUUUUGUAGGAGGACUUGAUUUUUUACUUUGAACACGAUGCAGUGAGAACUGUAUGAAGCCACAAGGUAUAUUUGAUAUACUGGGCCUUGUUUAUCAUGUUUGGUUAUUCUUUGGAAAGAAUAGGAAAACAGCGGAGCCCUUCAGCAGAAAUGCCGAACUGUCUUCAUGGGAAUUUGUACAAUUAAUGAGGACUCUGUCUGUGUGCUUUUGUGCAGUGGAUUGCUUUCUUUAUGUGUCAUCAAACACAGGAUUACGGUGUGGUUUGUACUGUAUUGUGAUUAUUCUGCAAAUCACAAAGUUGUAUGUGUUUCACACUAUUGACUCAUUGUGUCUCACUGCCUUCUGGUACAUUUGUUUUGCCCAAGUGUGGGGUGUUUUUGACUCCUGUAUGACUUAGUUCAGCCAGUUCUGAAUAGGACGGAAUUUCUUCGGAAUCAAUGACUGGUUUUCCCAGAAGUCUGCAACCGUCUUGUGGUGUGUUAUUCCAUGUAUAGGUCUCAAUAUACACAAAGAAAAUCAGGUCAAUCCUAGGCACAAAAUAGGAAAGAAAACACAACUAGUCAUCACACACUCCCACCUCACCAGUGUUUGGAUUGUCAGGUUUUUAUAUCUCUUUUGUAUUUUUGUUAUGCUCUUUGUCGUUUUCUUUUUGUCUUGAUGUCAAACAUGUCAGAAUUUCUGUUCCCAGCUGUAUUUGCUGUAAAAGUGCAUACAACAACACAGUAAGAUGGAAUCGUUUUGUAAGGGAAAAGAAAACGGUUUAUUAGCAGAAUAAAACUUGAAUACAUGCUGCUUAUGUAAUGGGAAAACAGUCUUUGCGUGGUAAUGUGCUCUUUAUGAAGAUUAGUUUGACUGGUGGCAUGUUUUUUUGGCACAGAAUUAUCUGACGCAUCAACAGCAUGGAUGCUGUUAAACAGCUUAACGGUCUGCAGUGCCAUAUCUUGUCCUACAUUUUGAACCUUAUGCCAAAUGCAACAUUAAUUGGUGUCACAGACUGUCAAAGAAAAAUCUAUUUUUAUGAUUCAUGUUUUUGUUAAACAUGUAUUAAUAUUUCAUAAAGUCACAAGAGACUUUGUUGUCUGACAAACUUGUUCCAUCUCUCAUGUAAGGGGAAAAUGCAAAGUGUUCAUUCAGUUUCAUCAGUGUUAUGCUGUUAUGCAUCAUCUGGUCUUUGUAAAUGGGGAAUAAAGG
Anoplopoma fimbria (sablefish) is the source of this 3906-nucleotide messenger RNA. It is a transcript of the gene chst12a, whose product is annotated as carbohydrate (chondroitin 4) sulfotransferase 12a. Gene Ontology annotation, biological process: carbohydrate biosynthetic process; proteoglycan biosynthetic process. The record is from RefSeq and is a predicted model, not a curated record. The coding region runs from base 1 to 1248 and encodes 415 amino acids. Gene Ontology annotation, cellular component: membrane. Gene Ontology annotation, molecular function: sulfotransferase activity. Lineage: Eukaryota; Metazoa; Chordata; Actinopteri; Perciformes; Anoplopomatidae. The transcript is spliced from 4 exons.